UUGAUUAGGCAAUCAAAAUAACCAGAUGAGUACAGUUGGCACCACCAAAUCAACCAAACUACAAAAGUACUUCUGCUAUAAAAACAAUAAGCCCUUCAAUUCCUAACACUAUUUUCUCUUCAGAAUCAAGACCAAACCAUCAUCCAUGGCCUAUGGAAGAAGAAACCAAACCUCUGCGCUCUUAGAAGGGUUCUCCCUAAACCCUCUACCCUACCCAGUUCUCAUAAUCCUUGCAGUACUCUCAGUCUUUCUGGGCUUCUCAUGGUACUCCUCCUACGAGUCAGCUGUGGAAGAAGCUGAAUCACAGUUCAACUGGGUCCUUUUGGUCACACCAAUAGUCCUACUUCUCAUUGUUCAGUGGCUCUCAUCUAUGGAGCCGGAUUGGCUCUUUGCCAUGUCACCCUGGGAACAACGUCGUAGAACCCACAACCGUCCGUCGGAGGGGAGCUCACCGUGGGGUGUUGCUGCUGUCAUUGUGCUCUUGCUGGUUCUGCUGCAGUUUCAGUCCAUUUUCCGAGAUAGCUGGCUUAUAUAAGUACUCUGUUUCAAGGUCAGAGUACUCUGUUUUCUCUGCCAAAGAACCAAAAAGUUGUGAUGUUUAAACUGUUUGUUGUCUAGAUAACUAGGUAAAAAGCUAGUAGUUUGUACAUAAUGAAAUAUGAAAUACAUGAUCUAAUGAAAUAUGAAAUACAUGAUCUUUGUACCUUCUCUGUAGUCUGUACUGUAUCAUAAUAUGUUUGAUUUUUCAGGGUUUUUCCAUGUGGAUUCUUUAAUUAGAGAUUUGAUGUAGA
Molecule: messenger RNA, 791 nt
Organism: Rosa chinensis
Lineage: Eukaryota; Viridiplantae; Streptophyta; Magnoliopsida; Rosales; Rosaceae
Exons: 1
Coding region: 146-535 (129 amino acids)
Source: RefSeq, a predicted model, not a curated record